Seminavis robusta is the source of this 1849-nucleotide messenger RNA. The record is from the annotation of a GenBank genome assembly. Lineage: Eukaryota; Bacillariophyta; Bacillariophyceae; Naviculales; Naviculaceae.
ACUACUAGCUAGUAGUACCGGUAGGUGCACGGGUCCACCCCAGGACAAGAAUGACAAGAGACCUUGUGAGGAACAGAUUGCCGAGGAAUGGCGUAAAGGUGUAUGUCAGCUCUUAGUUAUCGAUUGUAUCUCCAACAAACAACAGAGACGUGACGCCAUACAAUACAACGCCAUACCCUACAGAAUACAAUCAUCUUUCAGCGCCAUUAUGUCAUUGACAUCCAGAGAAGUGGCCAUUGCCAUUGUACCCAAAAUCACGGGCGGCCUCUCCAUAGCUGGUUCCGGAUGGAUAUCAUGCCAAAUCCUUGCAGACCCCAAGAAACGACACAAGACGUACCAUCGACUGGUACUGCUAAUGAGUCUCUGCGAUCUCGUGUCCUCCUUUUCGUACUUUCUCAGCACUUGGCCCAUACCACAGGGCGUCAAUCAAGGUUGGAAGAGUCCCUAUCACUUCCAUGCCGUCGGGAAUGCCGCAACAUGCACGGCACAAGGGUUUGGGAUUCAGUUAGGAGUUACCACAGCAUUCUUCAACAUUAUGCUGGCGCUGCACUAUCUGUUGGUCAUUAAAUACAACUAUACCGAGUCGUUUCUACAAAAGAAGGAACGAUACAUGUGGGCAAUCGCCCUGACUUUGGGUCUGGCACUUUCCGUCCCAGGACUGUUCUUGCAAAUGUACGGCAACACCAAUCUAUGGUGCUGGAUUUCUCCCAGCUGGGACUUGUGCGACCAGCUUGGCAUGACCAAGGAUCAAUGCGUUUCUCGUGCCUACAACUACCGCUGGGCAUUCUACUACGCUCCUCUUUGGACCUGCAUCUUUCUCAUCACACUGUCACAGCUCUGUCUGUGGUGGACGGUACGUCAAAUGGAAGUCAAGGCUUCCAGAUGGCGAUUCACUUCCAAGCAAAGCAAGGCACGGCGAUUGCAACAGUCGCGCCGAGUGGCCAUUCAAGCAGCUUGGUACAUGGCCGGCUUUAUCGUCACCUGGCUACCGUACACGGCCAUUGCCAUGACGGGCAAAUUCUUCAAUCCACACGACACUACCGGCUUUAUCGUUCUCCUGACCGUUGUGAUUUGUCAACCAAGUCAAGGACUGAUCAAUGUCUUUGUGUAUCAUCGUCAGUCGUUGGCAAGGGCGUCCUCCCGGGCGGUUGGUUCUGUAGGGGAGAGUGUCAAGAAUAUAGUCCAGCUAGCCAGUCAUCAAAGCCGCAAGAGCUGGACAUCUGCGGCGCUGCAACAAAAUCAGCAACAACAAACUUUGGACCAAAUACGGAACGAAUUGCAAGACGUGAAAUUGACCAUCACAGAACCACGAUUAUUUGCGGAUGAAGAAGAGCCCACAAACAGCGUCACAGAGGAAGGAGAAAAAGGAGACGAAGUUGGAGACUCCAGUACUGAUCUCAUUGAAAUCUACGACUAAGCUACCAUAGCUGCGUGACACAAACUGAUCAUUCUUUUGGAGGGGAGGAACGAAGGGGGAACAAACAAGAGAUUCGCUGGAUACUAUUUCCAAGAGACAACCGUUGGCGCUCAUUAUGAAGAAAAGAGGCGCCAUUUGGUCGAUACAAGGGAUUGCUUAUUGUCGCGUCAAGCUUAUGAACCUACCGUACCGGUCAGGUACACCAUGGCAAACCCAAUAUCCUUGGCUCAAGCCAGCAUCCCAGCGAUCUAUCAUGUCCACUUCUGCGGGUACAGCGACAGUGUUUAUGCAAAAGUGAAUAAUAAAGUUAUGUGACAUCAAUCCCAAACCACGCAAACAGAGAAACAGCAUGGUGAGGCUAGCUACCGGUACCAGUAGUUAAUCAGUCUUUGGAAGCCUUCAAAGUAAAUUUUUCCUUUCCCUCACAGCAAC